Messenger RNA from Trifolium pratense (red clover), 1866 nucleotides. Its product is annotated as probable LRR receptor-like serine/threonine-protein kinase At4g36180. Gene Ontology annotation, molecular function: protein binding. The transcript is spliced from 2 exons. The record is from RefSeq and is a predicted model, not a curated record. Bases 1 to 1866 code for a protein of 621 amino acids. NCBI's taxonomy places the organism in Eukaryota, Viridiplantae, Streptophyta, Magnoliopsida, Fabales, Fabaceae.
AUGGAUGGAGUUGACCUUUCAUCGGUAGCGAGAACAGAUUGGGUUAGUGCAUUAAACCAGCUACCUUCUUUAAUGAAAUUACAUCUAUCUUCUUGCAAACUUUUUGGUCAAAUUCCAUCUCCUUCAUCUCUCAAUUUUACUUCAGUUGUUGAUUUAGAUCUUAGUUCUAAUAGCUUUAUUUCAAAGAUACCUGAUUGGCUUGUUAAUAUAAGUACCUUACAACAUAUUGGCAUAAGCCGUAAUGAUUUGUAUGGAGAAAUACCACUUCGUUUAAGAGACCUUCCAAAGUUACAAUAUUUGAAUUUAGGGUAUAACCACAAUCUCUCAGCAAGUUGUUCUCAACUCUUCAUGAAAGGAUGGAAAAACAUGCGAGCCCUUCGUUUGUCACAUAAUAAAUUACAUGGGAGACUUCAUUCAUCCUUUGGAAACUUGACUUCUCUCACAUACCUUGACUUCAGUUACAAUGCUAUUGAUGGCGGUAUUCCUAGUUCCAUUGGUAAACUCUGCAGGUUGAAAUUUUUUGAUUUAUCAGGAAAUAAUAUGACAGGAACUCUACCCGAGUUUCUUCAAGGAAUAGAUGAAUGUCCUUCUAGAAAACUUCUUCCUAAAUUGGCGAGUUUUAUCAUGAGCAACAACCAGCUUCAUGGUAAAAUCCCAGAUUGGUUAGGUCGGUUAGACAAUCUAGUUAAGAUCAGUCUUGCACAUAAUUUGCUUGAAGGUCCUAUUCCUGUUUCCAUAGGGUCGCUGCAAAAUCUCACAACCUUGACACUUACCGAUAAUAUAUUAAAUGGUACUCUACCAGAUAGUUUAGGACAACUUUCUAAGUUGACAUACUUAGAUGUUUCUUUUAAUCAGUUGACAGGCAUGGUAACUGAAGACCAUUUUUUAAUGCUGACAAAAUUGGUGGUCCUAAAAUUGUCUUCCAAUUCAUUAACUCUGAAUGUCAGUGCCAAUUGGAUACCACCAUUCCAAGUAUCGCAUCUCCGUAUGGGUUCAUGUGUUUUGGGGCCUUCUUUUCCACUUUGGCUUAAAUCUCAAAAUAAGCUCCAUAAUAUAGACUUUUCAAAUGCUAGCAUUUUUGGUUUUAUACCGAUUUGGCUUUGGGAUAUUACCUCCAACUCAAGAUUUUUAAACAUGUCCCAUAAUGAGUUACAGGGUUGGCUUCCAAAUCCAAUACAUGUCGGAUAUUCUUCUCAUGCAAUUGAUCUAAGCUUUAAUCUUCUGGAAAGAACAGUUCCUAUUAUAACUCCAGAAAUCGAGUUGUCAGAUCUCUCACACAACUGCUUUUCUGGUGCAAUCCAAUUGAACAUUGGUCAACACAUGAAUAUUGCGGGAUUUUUAUCACUUUCACAUAAUCAACUGCAUGGAGAAAUACCAUUGUCUUUGGGAGAAAUGUCACAUGUCACUGUCAUUGAUCUUUCAGGCAACAACUUAACUGGAAGGAUCCCUCCAAGCCUUGCAAAUUGCUCUUUUUUAUCUGUACUGGACCUUGGGAAUAAUAGUCUGUUUGGGACAAUUCCAAAUUCUUUGGGUCAGUUAAAGCAUCUCAGAUCACUGCACCUUAAUGACAAUCACUUUUCAGGGGACUUGCCAUUGUCUUUAAGAAAUCUGUCAUUGUUAGAAACAAUGGAUCUUAGAAACAACAGAUUGUCAGGCUCAUUGCAAGUCCUUGACCUUUCUAAAAAUGACUUGAGUGGAAGCAUUCCAGCAAGCUUGGGUGAUCUGAAAGCUAUCGCCCAUGCACCGAUGAAAAAUAGAUACAUAUUGUAUGGAAAUUAUACAGGUCACUACUAUGAAGAAAGUUUGAAUGUGUAUGUAAAAGACCAAAGACUGAAGUAUACCUUCAUUCCCUUGUUACUAGCAUAG